AUGCGGUCCACUUUCUUCGCUGCUCUCGCUCUGGCCUUUGUCACUGGCACUCACGCUCUUGUCGCUCGCCAGUCCGGAGGAAGCUCUAGCAGCUGCACAUGUGGAGACAACUCCUACUCGGGAGAUGACAUCUCCAACGCCAUCAACCAGGCUGAGGGCAGCGGCGGAGGUGAUUACCCUCACCAGUACCACGAUUACGAGGGCUUCUCCUUCCCUUCAUGCUCGGGCACGUUCUACGAGUACCCUCUGGAGAGUGGAUCGACCUACACUGGUGGUUCGCCUGGCGCCGACCGCGUCAUCUAUGAUGACAGCGAUAACUUUUGUGCCUGCAUCACCCACACCGGUGCCUCGGGCGACGACUUCGUCGAGUGCAGUUAA
This is a messenger RNA of Coniophora puteana RWD-64-598 SS2, 378 nucleotides long. RefSeq names its product ribonuclease ribotoxin. Lineage: Eukaryota; Fungi; Basidiomycota; Agaricomycetes; Boletales; Coniophoraceae. The transcript has 5 exons. The record is from RefSeq and is a predicted model, not a curated record. Gene Ontology annotation, molecular function: RNA binding; RNA nuclease activity. Bases 1 to 378 code for a protein of 125 amino acids.